Messenger RNA from Acanthosepion pharaonis, 1905 nucleotides. The record is from the annotation of a GenBank genome assembly. NCBI's taxonomy places the organism in Eukaryota, Metazoa, Mollusca, Cephalopoda, Sepiida, Sepiidae.
AUGAAAAGAAAACUGGUCUUUCUUCGUUCCUUGUUUAAAGUUAAACAUUGCUUGAUUGACGAUGAAGAGGAAACCGAAGCAUCCAGUCUUUCGACGAAAUCGGCUGCCUCGGUAUCUUUGCUUCUCGCUUUACGAAUGACAUUGGCCCGCGUCCAGUAUCUCCUGAUCCAAAGGCGAGUUGGAUCUCUUUUGUACGUCAACCACCAAAGGUAUCGUCGAAAAGGCCAAAGGUUAAACGAAGAAAGAAACCGAUGUCAUUAUCUAUCUCUCUCUCUCUCUCUCUCUAUCUAUCUAUCUAUCUAUCUAUCUAUCUCAGUCCUCUCAUAUCUAUCUAUUUCAGUCUUCUCAUAUCUAUCUAUCUAUCUAUCUAUCUAUCUAUCUAUCUAUCUAGCCGUUAUCUAUCUAGUUAGUCAUUAUCUAUCUAUCUAUCUAUCUAUCUAUCUCAGUCCUCUCAUAUCUAUCUAUUUCAUCAUUAUCUAUCUAUCUAUCUAUCUCAGUCCUCUCAUAUCUAUCUAUUUCAGUCUUCUCAUAUCUAUCUAUCUAUCUAUCUAUCUAUCUAUCUAUCUAUCUAGCCGUUAUCUAUCUAUCUUCUCAUAUCUAUCUAUCUAUCUAUCUAUCUAUCUAGUCGUUAUCUAUCUAGUUAGUCAUUAUCUAUCUAUCUAUCUAUCUAUCUAUCUCAGUCCUCUCAUAUAUAUCUAUUUCAGUCUUCUCAUAUCUAUCUAUCUAUCUAUCUCAGUCCUCUCAUAUCUAUCUAUCUAUUUCAGUCUUCUCAUAUCUAUCUAUCUAUCUAUCUAUCUAUCUAUCUAUCUAUCUAUCUAUCUCUGUCCUCUCAUAUCUAUCUAUCUAUUUCAGUCUUCUCAUAUCUAUCUAUCUAUCUAUCUAGUUAUUAUCUAUCUAUCUAUCUAUCUAUCUAUCUAUCUAUCUAUCUAUCAUUAUCUAUCUAUCUAUCUAUCUAUCUAUCUAUCUAUCUAUCUAUCUAUUACCUCCAUGUCUGUCUGUUCAUUAUCUAUUUAUCUAUCUAUUCAUUUCUCUUUUAUUAUAUCUUUGUCCACCCGUCUAUUUCAUUUUUUAAAUAUGUUUUGUUUAUUGUCACAGGACACCGAGAGACUACCCCCAUCACACGACCCCCGGGGAAGUUGGUUCUCAUUCGUUCGACACUCAGUUCGGGCAUCAAACAAGAAGUCAAAGAACAAGCGAAGGAAGAGGCCGCUGUUUGGCCCACCUGGACCUCCGGGUCCACCAGGUCCGCAAGGGUUGCCUGGUCCACCAGGCGCUGAAAUUACGAGGGAUGUGUUAAUGCAAGAGUUUGAAGAGCUUGUCAAAGCUGAGGCUGAGCGGAGGGCACAGCAAACGAUUACAGAAAGGUGUCCUGAAUGCAUGGGUCUGGCUAACUGGACCUACGUAAUGCCACCCGUUUCUGAUUUAGACGAAGUCUAUAUCAUUCCUCGCUUGACAGCCGGUUUCCACGUUCAGCUCCGUGUUGACAACGUUGUUUCACGCCGGACAUUCAUGGAGCUCAACAGUUUUCACCAGCCUUUUGGUGGUGGGACGUUCGAACGAGGGACGGUCUUCAAUGGACGAAAUGGUAGAUUCACUGCCCCAAGAUCCGGCAUCUACCACUUUUCUUCCAACUUGCAUAUUUCCAGAAAGCGUUCCAAGAAAUCGUUACGGCAAAAAGACAACAUUCGAGUGCAAAUCUGUAUAGAGUCUCUUUGUAAAAAGUACAGUUCACUCGAACACGUCGUCGGGCUUGAGAGUAACAGUAAAGUUUUUACUAUUAGUCUUUCUGGUCUGUUGUACCUCCAGCGCAGUCAAUACACAUCCAUCUACAUUGAUAAUUCGUCUCGAUGGUCGAUUGCAGUUCAAAGUGGAUCAGACUUCACAGGUUAUUUAGUAGCAAUUUAA